Aspergillus candidus is the source of this 1701-nucleotide messenger RNA. RefSeq lists its product as uncharacterized. The record is from RefSeq and is a predicted model, not a curated record. The coding region runs from base 321 to 1559 and encodes 412 amino acids. Gene Ontology annotation, molecular function: magnesium ion binding; magnesium ion transmembrane transporter activity; cobalt ion transmembrane transporter activity. Gene Ontology annotation, cellular component: membrane. Gene Ontology annotation, biological process: metal ion transport; transmembrane transport. The transcript is spliced from 8 exons. NCBI's taxonomy places the organism in Eukaryota, Fungi, Ascomycota, Eurotiomycetes, Eurotiales, Aspergillaceae.
GGCGGCACUGCGCCUCGCGACCGACGUGUUUUGGUGGACUACGUGCAGUCAGACAUAGCGCCAGUUCGAGACACAACUCUACACCCUUGUCAAUGGUGUGGCUGUGGAUACAAUUGGUUGGAUAUCGCUUAAUCCUGGAUCGUCGGCAGGUAGCCUGCAUAAGCGCCGGCCUUCCCAUCCACCGCCGUGAGCGUGGAUGGGGAGCUUUAAUGACUUCGCUUGUUGGUUUCUGCGGUUGCAAUCGCGUUGUUCUUUGUUUGAUUUCUUCAUCACUCUAGACUUUGUUUAGGUUUUGUGCAGAAUCUAUCCUAUUUGGAGUCAUGGGAUUGACGAUAAGCCCAGUGGCGUCGACGCCAGUGGGAAAAUCUCCGAUCGAAUCUCCGAUCGAAAGUCCACCGCCGCCUAAUGAUGCCCUUUUCUACGAGGAGGACGAAACAGGUCACUGGACGAACCGACGAGGCCCAAUCGACGGUAUCCGGACAUGUUCAACGACAGUGAUAUUCGCUUCGGGCGAAACCUUGGCAGAGUACGCGCAGUCGCUGCUCCCAACUUCUUUCCUCCCUGUGGUGAAAGAAGACCUGAACGGGACAUUCGUGUGUGAUUACGAUUAUGACGAGGACGGAAAAUCAAUCACUAGACAUGACUCCUGGAGUUGUUUCAAAAUCAAAAUGGUACCUAAGCCCCCCAAAAAGUACUACUGGGUGCAGCCCGCCGUCCUCGUGCAAUGGGACCCCAAGGCCGACACCCAGCGUGUCUGGUUUAUCAACCUGCCCCCCGAGCAGGAGGCCAACUUGACCGCGGAGAUUCCAACCCUAGCGCCCUUUAAGAAUCGUCAUUUAAACCCAUACAUGUGGCACAGUCUCUUCGCAACAGCCGUGCUCUCUAUGUAUAAAACCUCGUUUUGGUUUCUGCGGGAUAUAGUUAGGGCGGUUGAAAAGGCCCGAAACGUGAUGAAACCGGCCGCCCCCGAUUUCCACAACCUGCAUGACAUCGCCCGCCACAUCUUCCACUCAACGGAGACGCUUCAAGUCGCAGAAGCGACGCUCACCAAUCUGCGCGAUGAGCUCUCCCGCUGGCGUGAUGAGCAUCCGGAUCUCGUAGACGGACUCAUGCGCGGCUCCUGGAUGCAGACGCAGCAAAAGGUGGUGUUUGCGGCAAGAGAGAUAACCUCCGCGCGAAUCCGAUCGCAGUCGUUGACGGAUAGGUUGCAGAAUGAGAUCAACUUGGCAUUCAACCUCGUCUCGCAGCGCUUCGGGAAAGAUGCCCAAAGCGACAGCGCAAUCAUGAAGACCAUCGGUGUCGUCAGUUUGGUGUACCUGCCGGGCACGUUUGUGUCUGGCGUGUUUGGCACUAACUUCUUCGACAUGGAUAGUCUCGGGCAGGGCGAAUCGACGUGGGCUGUAUCGUCGAACUUCUGGCUCUACUGGGCUGUGACGGUGCCGUUGACGCUGGUGACCGUUAUGGCUUGGGCGCUGUGGCAUUUUUAUCAGACUAAGACUAGGCGGGGGCAAGCUAGGAUGAUGAAGAAGCCGAUGCAGGAUAACGAUUCGGCUGUUUAGGUUUGCUUUCUCUCUUCUUGUUUCUCAUUUGGAUCGGUUGAAUGGGUUGAAUGGUGUUAAGUUGGAUCUGGCAUCUGGCACGUUAGAGUUUCUUAUAUAUUUCGAUAUAUCUAUGUAUUGAUGAUAUGAUAUGAUAUGGUAU